UGUGAAAACCCAGAUUGUGAAAACAACUGUUUAAUGUCAGUGGCUAAGAGAAAUUAUUUAACUUGCCAUAAUUGUUAUACAUAUUAUUGCUGCAAAGAAUGUCGAAAGCAUGACUGGACAACCCAUAAAAAUGACUGCUACGUUACUCGAGUUAGUAAUAUGUGUAAAAAUAUCAUAAAAACAGUGAACAAAGAUUCUCAUAUUCUGUAUUAUGUUUCACGGUUUGCAAGACGUGGAUAUCUUCAUCGAGGUCGGGGCUGUAUUGUUUUGAAUUUCGAAAAUAUCAGUACUGCUCAAAAGUUAUUGCAAGAAGGAUUACGCCAUAGUACGAUCUCACCCAUGUAUAUGACUGUAGCUGAAAUAGAUCGUGUAAAAUUAUUUGGAGAUGUUAAAAGUGGAUUAACAGAAAUGUGUAGUAACUAUAACCCCGAUAAUAAGUUUAUAUUGUAUGCUGGAAUUGGUUGUGGUUCUCAUAUAUAUUAUGAUAACAUUGCUCCACCACGUACCAGUGAAACCAGUAUAGCUAAAUGUGCUGCACUACGCCUUAGCCCUGCCCACUCUAUUCCUAAUCUGGAUGAAUUGGAUGAUAUAUCUGUGCUUGUGCUUGCUGCUUCGCAAGGUUUUGAAAAAACUGGAAACGCUGAGAAACGCAAAUCUCGCGAAAUGGGACUAAUCAAUAUCCAGAGGAAGCUCCAGAAAAGGGGAGUAACUCUUCGAUAUCAGUAUCCAGAAAUGUACUAUAAAUUGAUCAAUUUUGUCUCUGAUUCUAAACCAUUUUCACCAGAAUUAUUGUUCCCAAUGGAUUCUCAUACAGGUCAAAGAUUUACAUGCAUUAUUUUA
Molecule: messenger RNA, 840 nt
Organism: Lottia gigantea (owl limpet)
Lineage: Eukaryota; Metazoa; Mollusca; Gastropoda; Lottiidae
Exons: 1
Biological process (GO): cell-cell junction organization
Cellular component (GO): apical junction complex; plasma membrane
Source: RefSeq, a predicted model, not a curated record